Neogale vison (American mink) is the source of this 3956-nucleotide messenger RNA. It is a transcript of the gene ARHGEF26, whose product is annotated as Rho guanine nucleotide exchange factor 26. Gene Ontology annotation, molecular function: protein binding; guanyl-nucleotide exchange factor activity. The record is from RefSeq and is a predicted model, not a curated record. The coding region runs from base 463 to 3141 and encodes 892 amino acids. NCBI's taxonomy places the organism in Eukaryota, Metazoa, Chordata, Mammalia, Carnivora, Mustelidae. Gene Ontology annotation, biological process: activation of GTPase activity. The transcript has 14 exons.
CCCGGGCCACCCAAGGGCCGGUGGACGCUCGCUGGCUCUGGGCUCUGUAAAGCCCCGAAGGUAAAUCCGUCUAGGAGCCGGGCGGCUCGAGCGAGAGGGGGCCAACGACCGGGCCGGGCAGCUGGAUGGCGGCGGAGAGGAGCGUCGCGCGGCGGCAAGUUUCUCCAAAAAGCUGAACUCGUCGCAAAGUUUCCUGUGCAUCAGCUUGCACCCUGCGUACUGGUGGCGGGCUUUUUCCGUGCGGGUGGUCUUUGGGCGCUGGAGGGACGCGGAGGUAAUUGGAUUAUUCCGCCUGGUCACAGCCCAGAUUUCUCUCACGGACCGCGCGUUGCGGAGGGCGCAGAUUUUGCCCUAGCAGGGGUGGGUAGUAGACACGCAGUUGGGUCGCGCACAGCAGUCGGGUGACCGCCAGGCUUGGAGCGCGUCUGCAAGGCGUGCCUGCUUGUCCCGAGGCAAAGUUCCAUGAUUUCUUUCCUCUUUAGGCAACUGGGUGCUGUUCCUUCCCGGGCUGACCUCGGAGUCUCCGCUAUGGACAGCGAGAGUGAAGUGGAUUUUUCUAGCAACAGUUUAACCCCUUUGUGGCGGAGGCGGUCAACUCCUCAGCCUCAGUUGCUGGGCCGGAGCAAGCCGAGGCCCCAAUCCUACCAGAGCCCCACCGGGUUGCUGAUCACGGAUUUCCCCGUGGAGGACCGAGGGACGCUCCCCGCCAUGCAGGCUACCACCCAGGUACCCACCGCUUCGGAGGGCAGGACGGUCCAGGAGAACCCGCAGCUUCUGUGUGCCCAUAGGAGAGUGGUGACCAAUGGGAGGACGGUCUCCCCGGAAUAUAGAUCUGUCUCUCCUCGGCUGCGACGGCCCAACUCUCCCCAGGCUCCCAAAGCAGUGUCAGGGGUCUCCUCAAAAUCCCCAGCGAAUGGCACUGGGACCUCGCCUUUACCGCAGCCUGUGCGCCCCCAGCGGACUACCAAGUCGCCCCCCUGCUGCAACUGGGAGGUAGACCUGAUCGCAUCGACGACGAGCCCCCUGCCUUCAACCGCUGCAAAUGGGCUUUUCCCUGAAAUCGACUCCCCAGGCUCUGGUUCGCGAUCUGGCCAGGCAACUAAGGACCUUGAGCCAGAACCCACGAAACUCUCUCCUGCGCCCCAGAAAAGUUCUUCGGAACACAAACUCCCCCUCCAAAGGCUGCCCUCCCAGGAGAACGAGCUUCCAGAGAAUCCUUCAGUGGUUUUGAGCACAAACAGCCCCGCCGCCCUCAAAGUGGGGAAACAGCAAAUCAUUCCGAAGAGCCUGGCCUCGGAAAUUAAACUAAGUAAGUCCAACAGUCAGAAUGUGGAGCCCCACAGGAGACUCUUCAAGGUGCGCAGCAUGGUGGAGGGCCUCGGAGCUUCUCUGGGCCCCUCAGAGGAUGAGGGCGACGCGGAGAACGACGUGGACAGCCCAGGGUCUCUGCGGCGAGGCUUGCGAUCCACAUCCUAUCGCCGGGCGGUGGUCAGUGGCUUUGAUUUUGACAGUCCUACCACUUCAAAGAAGAAGAACAGAAUGUCCCAGCCUGUUCUGAAAGCGGUGAUGGAAGACAAGGAGAAGUUCUCCAGUCUGGGAAGGAUAAAGAAAAAAAUGCUGAAAGGACAAGGAACAUUUGAUGGGGAAGAAAAUGCUGUCCUGUAUCAGAACUACAAAGAAAAGGCUCUUGACAUUGACUCUGAUGAAGAGUCGGAGCCCAAAGAACAGAAGUCAGAUGAAAAAAUUGUGAUUCACCACAAGCCACUGAGGUCCACGUGGAGCCAGCUGUCUGCGGUGAAAAGAAAUGGAUUAUCACAGACAGUUAGUCAAGAGGAAAGAAAGAGGCAGGAGGCUAUCUUUGAAGUCAUAUCCUCUGAACAUUCCUAUUUACUCAGCUUGGAGAUUUUGAUACGAAUGUUUAAAAAUUCUAAAGAACUGAGUGAUACAAUGACCAAAACAGAGAGUCACCAUCUUUUCUCCAACAUUACAGAUGUCUGUGAGGCAAGCAAAAAAUUCUUUACAGAGUUGGAAGCAAGACAUCAGAGUAACAUCUUCAUAGAUGACAUAAGUGACAUUGUGGAAAAGCACACAGCCUCCACAUUUGACCCAUAUGUGAAGUACUGCACAAACGAAGUCUACCAGCAACGCACACUACAGAAAUUGUUAGCCACUAACCCAUCUUUUAAGGAAGUACUGUCACGAAUUGAGUCCCAUGAAGACUGCAGGAACUUACCCAUGAUCUCCUUCCUCAUUCUCCCCAUGCAGAGGGUGACUCGCCUGCCCUUGCUCAUGGACACUAUCUGUCAGAAAACACCGAAGGACUCUCCAAAGUAUGAGGUCUGCAAAAGAGCCUUAAAGGAAGUGAGCAAGUUGGUUCGACUGUGCAAUGAAGGAGCUCGGAAGAUGGAAAGGACUGAAAUGAUGUACACAAUUAACUCCCAGCUGGAAUUUAAAAUUAAGCCUUUUCCUUUAGUCUCCUCUUCCCGGUGGUUGGUCAAAAGAGGUGAGUUGACAGCCUACGUAGAAGACACCGUGCUUUUCUCAAGAAGGACAUCUAAACAGCAAGUCUACUUCUUUCUCUUUAACGACGUGCUCAUUAUCACCAAGAAGAAAAGUGAAGAAAGUUACAACGUCAAUGAUUAUUCCUUAAGAGAUCAGCUACUGGUGGAAUCUUGUGACAACGAAGAGCUGAAUUCCUCUCCAGGGAAGAACAGUUCCACAAUGCUUUAUUCAAGACAGAGCUCGGCCAACCACCUCUUCACUCUGACCAUCCUUAGUAACCAUGCGAGUGAGAAAGUGGAGAUGCUGCUCGGGGCUGAGACGCAGAGUGAGCGAGCCCGCUGGAUAACCGCCCUGGGACACAGCAGCGGGAAGCAGCCCCUGGACCGAACCUCACUGACCCAGGUGGAAAUCAUUAGAUCGUUCACUGCCAAACAGCCAGAUGAACUCUCCCUGCAGGUGGCGGAUGUGGCACUCAUCUAUCAGCGGGUCAGCGAUGGCUGGUAUGAGGGGGAACGGCUGCGAGAUGGAGAGAGGGGCUGGUUUCCUAUGGAAUGCGCCAAGGAGAUAACCUGUCAGGCUACAAUUGACAAGAACGUGGAGAGAAUGGGACGCUUGCUAGGACUGGAAACCAACGUGUAGCCUCCCCGACGGCCUUCCACGAGCGCGAGAUUUGCACUACAUCCCGGCCGGCUGGUUGGUCCUGGGCCGGCUUUGUUGUUCAUUUUAACGCAGCCUGUUUCAUCAGAAGAAUGGAAACACUUGCCUUUACACUUGCCAGGUGGUUUUGCUCUCUCAGGAGAACAACUACCAGAUACAGUGAGUUCGCAAGUCUCAGUGGGAGCACACUGUCCACGUGCAGCCUUCCUGAGGCCCGCAGAUAGAGGGGAGUCUGCUGCGAGGGCCAGGAGGCUGAAGCUCUGGCCGGGCUCACCCUUUUCUGGCCUGGAAAAUGGAUAUUGGAGUCUGUGCCCUGGUUUUCUUUUUCCUCUUCCGCCAAGAAAGUUACUGUCCCUCCGUUUAACCUCUCCUUUGUAUGGUUCUCCCGGUCUUAGCAAGAGUUUGUGUGUUUAAGGAAUGCCCAGUUUUGUAAAUGUUUUUUCUGCCUCUUUUAUUUUAGAUCUGAUUCUAAUGCUAAGAGCAUUUCACAAGGAACUUGUAGAGCUCAAAAGGUGAGCUGUUGAGUUUUUCUAAACCUCUUCCCGGGGAAAGGGAAACUGACACUUGAAUUUUUGCCACCUCUUUCCUCAUUAGGAGAGAAGCUUCCUUUAGAGAUUUUCUUUUUAAAUCCAUCUUACCCAGUACUGGUCUCCGAUAAGUAGAGCCUAAUGAAACCCUACUCAGGCUACUCAAAUAAGGUAGAAUUUAGAUGGUUCACAUGAGUGAAAAAAUCCUGAAUACAGGAGAGGGUCCUACUUUUUUUUUUUUUUUUUUGAAUGUUCCCAAAUGAGCUGAUA